This is a messenger RNA of Orbilia oligospora ATCC 24927, 5583 nucleotides long. RefSeq lists its product as uncharacterized. Gene Ontology annotation, molecular function: catalytic activity; phosphatidylinositol binding. NCBI's taxonomy places the organism in Eukaryota, Fungi, Ascomycota, Orbiliomycetes, Orbiliales, Orbiliaceae. Bases 1 to 5583 code for a protein of 1860 amino acids. The transcript has 3 exons. The record is from RefSeq and is a predicted model, not a curated record. Gene Ontology annotation, biological process: cell motility.
AUGGCACCACCGGAGCCGUCUGGUUCCCAGGUACCAGCAACCGAAACCGAAAAGGCCAAUGGAUCCACCAACUCUCCCAAGCUUGGGGCAAUUGGAGAGGCUGUUCGUAGUGCUUUCAAAACUGCGAUACCUGGGAGUCCAAUUUUAAAGGCAAUUGGCGGAGGGAACUCUAAUGCUUCGACCUCUGAGUCGCCAAUUGCACCAGAAGAGAAAGGGAAAGGGAAGCUGAAGUCCGAAGAGCCUGCAACAGCAACAACAACAACGGCUCCAGAAGAGCCAUUGCAGCCUCCACGCCCUGCUUUCCUCUUAGAAGAGAUACGCCCAGGGCCUCAGGGCUCUGGUACCCAACCCGAUACAAGCAAAGAACGGCUUACGAGAAAGACAUCUGAAUCUCGAGACCCAUCACCAAGAACACGCGAUGUCCAGUUCGCAUCGCAGAAUGAGUACUUUGGCGAUGAGGAUACGGAAGGGGAGCAGACUCCACGUGGAGGGAAUACUGCACCGGGUACCCCCAAACGGAUGAGUGGAAUUUUUAAAUUUAGCAAGAAGUCUGGGGAGUAUUCACGUGAGGGGGAGGAGGAAGCCAAGACCAUGGAUGAUGAAGGUGCUAGGCCUAGCUUAUUUUCGAAAUUGAGAGCUUUCUCUCACUCAGCGGCUCAGCAUACGAGAACUCUCUCAAGCCACGGGGGUAAUGAUACCGAAGGUGGGAAUGGCGGUAGCGCUCCCAUGUCCCCCAUUGACCAAGAAGAGGAUGAGAGUUCGGAUCCCGGACACGCGGGGCCUAGUACUGCUCCUGGGACCCCGAGUGCUGCAGGAAAAAGCCCUCGUCUACGCCGAAGGGCUACAAUGACAGAUGUUCCCGAAGGAUCCGAUACGGAUGGGAAGGGCAGACAUCAUCCGUACUCCCGUCGACCAAGCAGCUUCCGUCGUAUCACUGAUUUCGCCCAUAGCAGAAAAGGCUCAGAAAUCAAUACCGCGCCAUCGCCUGGAGGAGGAGGGGCUAGUGCUGCCAAAUGGAAGGCUCUGAAGGCUGGUAUUCGAAUGAUUGGGCAAAAGAAAAAGGAGGAAGCGAAGAUCGAUCGUGAGAAGUCAGCAGAGCUCGUAGCUGAAUUGACAGCAGGCAUCCCAGCGGCUUUGAUCUUCGCCAGCAUGUUCCAAAGAGACGAGCAUGGUAACAAGCGAAUUCCAAUCAUCCUGGAACAAUUGAAGAUCAAGAUUACAGAUUCGAAGCUGAACAACAAGUCGAGAAACCAUACGGUAUUCAGAAUUGAGUUAGAAUACGGAUCCGGGUUAACUAGGAUGAGAUGGGUCAUCCAUCGAGAAUUCCGUGACUUCUUUAAUUUACACACUAAGUAUCGCCUUCAAGAUUUCAGCAAUACUUAUACAACUUUGGGCGAUGGAUCAAAACACCAGCUCCCGAAGUUCCCUAAAGCAUCGAUUCCAUACCUCAAAGGCUGGAGGGGGUUAGAAGAUUCCUCCUCUGAUAGUGGGAAUGAGACAGCGACAAAUACGCGCCUAAAUACCGGCCCCCUCGCGGAGCGACCCCUCACUGCAAAUGCAGCAGUUGAUCCAAGCGAAGCUGGCCCUAGCUCUGCGGCCCAAUCCGGCGCCGCUGGUUCAUCCAACCUUCUUGCCGUUCCCCGACCAGGUCCUCCCACUCGCCAGCCUACAUAUGAUGAUGACAGCGAGGACUACGAGAUGCCUCGCAAGAAUAGUAUCGCAGGGUCUAUCCGAAGAACCUUCUCUUCAAAGAAAAGGCCUCCUGUCCGUCGUAACUCAACUGGUGGGCACCCCAUCGAGCCAGGAAAUAUUGGUGCUGGUAUCGCACUUGGAAUCGGUACCUUGGCUGGUGCUACUGUGGCGUCUACGCCUAUCUUGCGACGGGAUGGAUUCUCUAUAAAGCAGCGAAAGAAACUUGAAAAGUACCUCCAGGAACUUAUUCGUAUUAUGAUAUUCCGUCCUGAUUCGAACCGACUAUGCAAGUUUCUUGAACUCUCAUCCUUAGGUAUCCGCCUUGCGGCUGAGAACAGCUACCAUGGGAAGGAAGGGUAUCUAGUUAUCCAGUCUUCGAAAGGGUCCGAAUUCCGGCGUGGGUGGGCGCCUGGCAGUAUCAUCAAAGGUCAUCGUCCAAAAUGGUUCCUUGUACGCCACAGCUAUAUUGUUUGCGUUGAUUCGCCGGAGGAGAUGAACAUCUAUGAUGUGAUUCUGGUUGAUAGUGAUUUCCAACUCGAUGCCAAACGCUCUUUGCCUAAGAAUCCAAAGGCAGUGGCGAGCGCCUCCACUAACCCGGCUCAUCCGCAACAUCAUAAGCUGAAGCUCAAGAACUCUGAACGGAAGAUCAAACUUCUUGCCAAGAAUGAGAGGCAGCUAGGUCAGUUUUACGACAGUAUCAAGUACAUGGCUGAUCAGACUGUUUGGUCGCAGAAGCAUCGGUUUGAUAGCUUUGCACCAGUCAGGCAAUACUGCUUUGCACAGUGGCUUGUCGAUGGAAGAGACUAUUUUUGGAACGUUAGUCGUGCGAUUUCAAUGGCCAAAGAUGUUAUCUAUAUUCACGAUUGGUGGCUGAGCCCGGAGAUUUAUCUACGGCGUCCACCGGCAGUAUCGCACAAGUGGCGAUUGGACAGACUACUUCAGAGGAAAGCUAGCGAAGGCGUCAAGAUAUUCGUGAUCAUUUACCGCAAUAUCGGAGCCGCUGUGCCGAUAGAUUCGGCAUAUACUAAGUACUCACUGCUUGAUCUGCACCCCAACAUUUAUGUCCAACGUUCGCCAAACCAACUCCGCCAAAACACCUUCUUCUGGGCCCACCAUGAGAAACUGUUGAUUGUUGAUCAUACAGUCGUGUUCCUUGGCGGGUUGGAUCUCUGCUUCGGCAGAUGGGAUACGCCACAACAUGCGCUUGUAGACGAUAAGUUUACGGGCUUUGACGAAACCGGUCCCAAAGACCCGGAUAAGUACCAGCUUUGGCCUGGGAAGGAUUAUUCCAAUCCUCGCGUCGAGGAUUUCUAUGAGCUUAACAAGCCAUACGAAGAUAUGUAUGAACGCCAGAAAACGCCGCGAAUGCCGUGGCAUGAUAUCUCCAUGCAGGUUGUCGGUCAACCUGCCAGGGAUCUAACGCGGCAUUUCGUUCAGCGAUGGAAUUACCUUCUCAGGCAACGUACACCGUCAAGGCCAACGCCAUUCUUACUACCACCGCCGGACUUCACGCAGCAGGAGAUCGAAUCUCUAGGAAUUAGCGGUUCCUGUGAGGUUCAGAUGCUCCGAAGCGCUUGUUCAUGGUCAACGGGUACGGUGGAUAAAAAUGAGCAUUCGAUCCUUAACGCAUACCUUAAGGCUAUCGAAACUAGCGACCACUUGGUUUACAUCGAAAACCAGUUUUUUAUUACUUCAGGUGAACUACCUGAUGGAACAAAGAUGGAAAAUUCUAUCGGGGAUGCGCUGGUAGAGCGUAUUAUCCGAGCACAUAAAAACGAUGAGGACUGGAGGGCUAUCAUCAUCCUACCUCUCCUACCAGGCUUCCAAUCUAGCGUUGAUCAACCGGAUGGUAGUAGCGUGCGUUUGAUCAUGCAAUGCCAGUUUAGGAGCAUCUGUCGAGGAGAUGGAAGUAUAUUUGGCAAAUUAAAAGCUAAUGGUAUCAACCCUGAGGACUACAUUGAGUUUUAUGCGCUGAGGAGCUGGGGCAAAAUCGGUCCUCAACAGCAACUGGUGACUGAGCAACUAUACAUUCACGCUAAGUGUAUGGUUGUGGAUGAUCGUAUUGCGAUUAUUGGAUCCGCCAACAUCAACGAAAGAUCUAUGUUGGGAUUCCGUGACUCAGAAGUCGCGGCAGUCGUUCGAGAUCAGGAUACAAUUUGGUCUACCAUGGCUGGGCGACCCUACCUCGUUGGGCGUUUCGCACACACCCUUCGCUUGCGCCUCAUGCGCGAGCAUCUCGGAAUCGACGUCGAUGAACUCAUGGUCCAAGAAAGAGUAGCUGAAGAAGACGAAGAAACAGGGUCAGAACACAGAUGGCAUGAUGGCAAUAGUAUUACCACGCGUGCAACUACUGACCUUGAUUCUGGUUCGCUUAGGUCCGGUAUUUCUGGGAUUGCUGGGCCAAGUCAUGCUGGGCCAUCCAGCCCUCCACAUCCCGUAAGACAGGGCGAUGUAGAUGCCGUCAACCGUGUUGAAAAGCUCCCUAGCUUUAACCAUGAUGUUGAUUGGGAGCAAGCGAACAAUCCAAAUAUCAUAUCGCACAAGCGGGUUACCAGCGAUCCGAGGGUUAAAGAAAGGGAAAGAGACGUUCAGGGUUUGGGAAUCGACCAUAUGAAGGCUGUAGACGAAUAUAACCGGGAGAAAGAAGGACGACCCGCUACGGCUAUGGAUAGGAAGCUGGGGCAAGAUGGAUAUGAAUUUACCUCUAGCUUCAGCCAGGUCGAUACCGGAAUCGUUAGAAAUUCCUUGGAAGGCGCUAGGGACCAUCGUGGGCAUUCUUCGAAAGGCAAACCCGCUUCUGUUGAUAGCCAUGCUGAAGAGGAGGCUACUGGCGGAAACGCCGAACUUAUGCCACCAAUCCCAACUCAGCGGCUAAAUUCAUCAGAACUUGGUCUCCCAAUUUCCAGCCAACUCCCGCCGCUGCCACCUACGAGUGAUAUGGAUAUCGGAGGACCGGCCGCAACCCGUCUCAGUCAAGGAACGUUGCCGCCGAUGAAGCCUUCGCAUCCACUUUACUCGGAGAUCAAGCAGCCCCUCGUAGACUCGGAUCACUUCGUCGACCCACUCAACGACUCUUUUUACCUAGAUACUUGGCACAAGAUCGCUGUAAACAAUACAAAGAUCUUUAGAGAGGUAUUUAGAUGUAUGCCCGACAAUGAGGUGAAGAGUUGGGCGCAGUAUAAGGAGUAUAUGGCCUACGCAGACAAAUUUGCAGCGUCUCAGGACGGAGACAAACCUUCGACUCAGACUCAGAACAGGAAUAGAACUGGCCAGGCCGCCCCUGGAGUUGGCGUUCCCGUGUCACUGCCAGAGAAAAUCGGCGAGAAGAUAUCGCCUGAGGCAGCUGAGACAAUAGGGAAAGUGACAGAGAAGUUGCACAUCGGUCCACACCACCACAACCAAGAGCAUGAGAAGGGUAAAACAGAAGAUUGGAAUGAAAAAGCUGGACAAGGUGAGGGUGAUAGUGGACUGAAAGAAAAGAAUGAAGUUGCGACCGAGGUAAGGAGAGAAACUGGGAAGGGACAAUUGUCACAGAAUGAGAAGGAGUCGACAGAAGGCGGAGAUCCUAGACUUUCGGAAACAUCCUUAAGGGCCGGGCCACCUGGCACUUCCGGAGGGUUAGCACCGCCAGGUAGUGCCGUUGGCGGUAGCGCUACCGGUAGCAGUGUGGGACCUGCGGCUUCAGUUAGGAGGAGGAAGAGAGCGGGAACGAGGAAUAGUAAGCGCGAGUUCCAUGCCACUGACGAUGUUAUGGAUAAGGAUGUCGCAGAGGAGCUUUUGAGUUUGAUUGUGGGACAUUUGGUUGUAUGGCCGUAUGAAUGGUUGAUUGCUGAAGCGGAAGGUGGGAACUGGUUGUAUAGUAUCGACCAGUUAGCCCCGAUUGAGCUCUAG